Pyricularia oryzae 70-15 is the source of this 1327-nucleotide messenger RNA. RefSeq lists its product as uncharacterized. The record is from RefSeq and is a predicted model, not a curated record. NCBI's taxonomy places the organism in Eukaryota, Fungi, Ascomycota, Sordariomycetes, Magnaporthales, Pyriculariaceae. Gene Ontology annotation, cellular component: outer membrane. Bases 217 to 1239 code for a protein of 340 amino acids. The transcript has a single exon.
AAACGAUCGGCGGGUGAAAGCUUAAAUACGAACGAAGCCCAUCUCUCGUUCCAAGUCUCUUCUAGCAGCCCAAUUCAACCCUGGCUUUUAACUAAACAAGCCCUCUCUUUUGUCGCUACUACUCGAUAUUACCUAGAUUCUACCUACAUACUGUUCUAGUUCCCUUUAUCCACUAUCUACCAGCAGAAAAAAACACCUGCCCGACAAUUUGCAGUCAUGUCAUACAAUAGCGGUUACGGAAACCAACAGGGUGGUGCGAACUCUUCGUACUACAACAGCGGUGGCCCUCAGAACCAAGGUCAGAACCCAUAUGGCGGGCCACCGCCGCUGAACGGCCAGCAGCAGGGAGGUCCUCCUCCCAGCUACAACCACGGUCCCGGUUUCAACCAGGGCGGUAACCACGGCCCGCCACACCACGGCGGGCCCGGUGGUGUUGGUCAGGAUGGUGAGCGUGGCAUCCUGGGCGCGAUGGGCGGCGGUGCCGCCGGUGGGUUCGCCGGCCACAAGAUGGGCCACGGCAUUCUCGGCGCCAUCGGCGGAGCCGUUGCUGGCCACUUUGCCGAGGAAAAAGUCAAGGAUUGGAGGGACGACAAGAAGGAGGAGGAGGAGAGGCGUAAGAGGGAAGAGGAGGAUAGGCGCAGGAGGGAAGAUGAUGACAAACGCCGACGGGAGGAAGACGACCGCCGCCGCCACGACAACAACAACAACAACAACAGGGGUUGCUCUCCGCCCCGGGGCAACUAUGCCGGCAAUUUCUCGGGCUCGUCCCGCGACAUUUGCCUGGAUGGUGCCCGCCUGCGGGCCGAAUGCCGCCGCGGUGAUGGAGGCUACAGCACCAGCGUGAUUGACCUGAACCGCUACCUCUCCAACGACAACGGCCACUUCCGCUGGGUCUCUGGCGGCGGUGGCGGCGGCGGUACCGCGACCGUCACGGUGCAGCAGGGCGAUACCCUGCGGGAUAUUGGAAGGAGGUUCGACUGCGACUUCCACGAGAUCGCCAGGAGGAAUAACAUCCAGAACGAGGACCUGAUCUACCCGGGCCAGGUGCUGCAGGUCCCGACCAAGGGUGGCUCAGGCGGCGGUGCCGGCAACUUCUGGGACUCUGCACGUGAUGUCAGGCUCGUAGAUGGAGGCAAGGUUCUCGAGGCAGAGCUGCGGUACUCGGGAGGAUGGAACAGGUCUCGCAUCUACCUGGAUGAGCACAUUGGAAACAGGAACGGCGAGCUGAUCCACUGUUAAUUAAUCUGUCGGAAUGGUUGGCAAUGUGAGUACUGAUUAGCCGUCAGGAAAGUGGGAGGCUAAGAUUGUAAAAUAUGAAAAUGAGGAA